This is a messenger RNA of Perkinsus marinus ATCC 50983, 5199 nucleotides long. RefSeq names its product gag/pol/env polyprotein, putative. The transcript is spliced from 2 exons. NCBI's taxonomy places the organism in Eukaryota, Perkinsozoa, Perkinsida, Perkinsidae. The record is from RefSeq and is a predicted model, not a curated record. The coding region runs from base 1 to 5199 and encodes 1732 amino acids. Gene Ontology annotation, molecular function: nucleic acid binding. Gene Ontology annotation, biological process: DNA integration.
AUGUCUACAAGAUCAGAGGGUGACCAUAAGAGUGGUUCAACGUCCUCCGGUGUGACCGUUCGCUCAUUUAAAGAGCUUUGGUGUGGCAGUGGCCCCAAAACGUCGGACAAGACUGGGGCUACUGAUGUAUUGGGAGUUGCUCUGCGUGACUCUGGUAUCCGUAAGUACCCAAGUGCUACGUUCAUCAUCUAUGACCAGGUGACCUUGGAUGAUGAUAUCACUAAAACGACAUGGUGUAACAACAUACCACAACUUUACGAGCACUACUCCUCGUAUGGUGACCUAAACUAUUUCAAGGCGUUGAGGGAUUCGAUGUAUACGUCGAGGUUUCCUACGGCCUUCCAAAACUUGGUUCAGGAACUCCAAGUUAAGCACUCCUUACCCAUCCCUGUCAUUGUUUGCCUUCUUCUGCAUGAGGCGUACGUUGGUGGUGAUACUGCUCUCAAGCAACGAACUGAGGCUAUUACUGUGCGAAUUCUCCUGUCCGAGAACCCUACUGACUAUCACACUGUCCUCACUGAGGUGAGCAGACAUAACGGCCUCGUAUCAUCCCCUCUUUUGGACCUAUCGGCGGUCACCAGUGAUGCUCUACCGGGUCUAUCAACAUUAUCUGAUGAUGACGCAUGGUGUGCCUUUCUCUACAUCCUGUCUAAAUCAUGGUGUUCUUUGUCGACCACUUCUACAAACCCUACCUCUGUAAGAGACUCGUGGUCGUCGAUAUCUCAGAAAGAUCAAGAAUGGGUUGAGACCUUCCUGGCAAGAGAAUCUGAUGUGUGGAAUGAGAUGGUCUCAUACUACGAGUACAAGCGUAUCCCACCGCCCAGUGAAUAUGAUCGAGUCAUCCAGGUCAUAAAGGGUGUCAAGGGCGCGGUACGCACAUCUCUAUCGGAUGAUCUGAGAAGGGAAAGGGUCCUUGUUGAAGACAUUUCCUAUGCGGACAUCGUUGGGAGACUUCUAGACAUCGAGGCCAGGAGCUUAACCUACUAUCCAUGGGAGAGCACCAAGAAAUCUGAGUCCAAAGGAUCUCGUCCUAACCAGUCGAAUGCGGCAGCGGACGGUACCACCUCCCCUUCGGCUACCGGGCUGAAGCCCCAUGAGAAGUCGUCAAACAACAAGGGUCCCAAGAAUGAUCGGUGGUGCGACAUCUGCUCGAAGUAUGGUAAGCACACUACCGAGCGGUGCUGGGAGAAUCCUAAUACUACUGCUACCAUACCCGAUUGGUUCAAGAACAAAUCCUCUAAGGCUUCUACCAAGGAGAAGUCCGACAAGCCGGUUAAGCCUGCUGUUACUGUGAAGGAAGAGGGGAGCGAGCCAAGCUCUGGUGGUCCUGAGGAAUCGCAACCGCGAUACAACCUCAGAAAGACAGAGCCCAAGAACUACAAGCCGGCCUUUUGCACCAGCCCUUCGCGUUCUUGCUCAGCUGAGACCCCUCUAUCAGCUCUUGGAUUUAGAGCCUAUCUGACUGAUGAGAACUCCGGUUACAACGACCACCCCUCUACUGUUGUGGCCAUCGAUUCCCUCUGCAUACCCAACCUUGUUGAUAGCUCGCGAGUCGAGAAGGGUUGGAGCACCGUCCGUUAUGAUGGAGCUAGCUAUAUAUCGUCCUCUGGCCACUCCCUCGACAUCAAGGCAGCUGUUGUGGUACCGGUCACUGUCUAUCCGAUCGACGAUGAAUCCGGAUGUUCGAUCGGCCCAAGAACCUUCACCGUGCAGGCUCUGGUAGUGGAAAUGAGGUCCGUGCUGCUCAACUGCGGUCUCAUACUCGGUUCUGACUCGCUGGAAAAAAUGGGGGCCGUUCUAUCCUUCUCGAGCAAGACGCUCUCAGUACGGGGUAUCGGCAUCAUCAAGAUAGCUUCUCUAUCUGCUGUUCCUCGUCCCAUCUGUAGCAGCCUGCCCACUGCAAAGUCCCUAAACGAUGCUGACAUGGACCCUAUCGAGGAGAGAUUCGAGAACUCUUCUCUAGAAGAGGUGGUCGACUUCUGUAGGGACAAGCUAGAAGGAGCAUCUCUGCCUGCUCUCGACUUCGAGCUACGGCACGGUACUACCCCCUAUCAGUCCCCAUCAAGUUGGAAUGUACCAGCGGAUCUCGUCGAUGCCACACAUCGUACGAUCAACCGGGAGAUAGAGACCGGCCACUGGGUGGAGCUGGAGCCAACAAGCCUGGAGGCGGACGCUUGGGUCUCCAACGCCUUUGUCAAGCCUAAGGGUAGACUGGACAGUGAUGGUUUCCAGGAGAUCCGGGUUUUACUUGACCUUCGAAGGUUGAAUCAGGCUGUGGACGUUCCGUCACAUCUCAAGGAUGGCCCACUGUUGCCAAACCCCGAGGAUUUCAUCCGCAACAUCCCCAAGGGGACCACCCACUAUUCGCUGGUUGAUAUCUCGUCGGCCUUCCAUGGAUGCAAACUCUCGUCGAGGGCCUCUCGGCUACUCACAUUCUGGCUAUGUGGGCGGCUCAUCAGAUCACUAACCUGCUCUCAAGGUCUGGCCCUAUCUGCUCUUUACUGGGGGCGUCACUUGUGGUCGUCGUUUGAGCUCAUCUUCACUCACUGGUGGCACCGCUGGCUCUCUAUUUUUGUGGAUGACCUCUUGAUAAGGGGACCAUCCGAGGCCCGGACCCGUCUCAGACGUAAACUGAUAACGGGGGCCUUGAUCGCUAUGAAAAAGGAGGUCAGUCAAAAAGUGCCAGACACCGUCGACACCAAGAUCGAUGUGGUGGGUCUACACUUCGAAGAUGGCUCCUAUCGUCUCUCCGAUGCCAACCUGGCCAAACUAAUUGCUGCCAUGGAGGCGGCCCCGAAGAACGGUGAAGAGCUGAGAAGACUAUGUGGAACACUUAACUGGAGUAUAUCCGCUUUUGAGACGGUUCACUUCAAUGACUUCGCCAAGGAGAUGAAGACUCUCAACAGCCUGAUAAAUGUUAAACCGUUCCGUUGGAAGGAUAGUAAAGGUCCGGAAGCCCUGGACAACCUGAGAGAGCUCAUGAAGCCCCGGAAUCUUGCUCUUCAUGGCAUGAAUGAUCUCGUGAACGGCGAUUCAAGUGGCCAUGUCUGGGUGGUUCACAGCGACGCCUCGGAUGUCGCAGUGGGGGCCGGUCUCUUCCGGGCGUCAGCCGACAACUUCUACGGGCACGAUGAUGAUAUUGAUGAGCGUAUGCAGGGCGCAGUACUAGUUUCACUCUACAGUAAGGCUCUGUCAUCGUCAUCUCUCAACUGGAUGACGUUCGAGAAAGAGUGCUAUGCCCUAUAUCUAGCUGCGAAGAAAUGGCUUCCUCUGUUCAUCUCAACUACAAGGAACUCUAGUAGAAGCUCUCCUGAUAGACUGGGCCCGCCAAUAACCUUCUUGACCGACUCGACUACCGCGUUGAAGCACUGGUCUACUUUCACCUCCAGCCAGGACCCGUUCGGCAGCCUCAAGGGACAACGGUUUCUCUCAUGGGCUAGUAAUAUAUCUGCCCUAGCUUAUGUUGACCACAACAUAGAGCAUCUUCCAGGCUCAUCCAAUACCCUAGCGGAUAUGCUAUCCAGGAUCGGCCAUGACUUCCUGAAGACAGCUGCGGCGGAGAGCAACCUAUCCAGGCCGGUAUUCUCCUGCCUAUCGGUUCCUGAAGAUCACCAACUGGACUCGUCUGAUGAUAUCUCGGUCAUGGCUCAAGCUCUAUCCAUAGACGAAUCGGUCUUCCAAGGAGUUAAGAUCCGGGAGAUAUACGCAUACCCCGAGCUUCAAGGGGGCACUAUAUCUGCCUUUGCCAAGACGAAGAUUGAAGCCUGGUACUGCUCCGGACUCUUCAAGAAGGUCGACGACGUCCUCUAUGUAUUAGAAGUUCUGUUGACCCCUUCGGUAGAUAAUGAUGAGACGAAUUCCGAGUCCAGCACAAAGCACUACGUCUUGGUUGUACCUGAAGGUUGCCCUCCUAUUGGCUCCUUGUGUCACACAGGGGUCGGCUCUCUUAAGCAGCAGGUGAUGUACCUUGCUCACGACACCAUCAUGUCCGGUUCUACACAUCAUGGGAAGUCAGCCACCAUCGAGAACAUCUCCAAGUCAUAUUGGUGGCCAGGACUAUCGUCCUCAGUUACCAACUACAUCGCGAGAUGCCCAGUGUGUGCCCAUGAUCCUAGGAAGAGUGUGAAACAAUCCCCAAUGAGGACUCCACCUGCCACGGCAAGAUUCAAAUCUAUUCAGAUCGACCACAAGGAGAUCCCUGAUGCUAUAAAGGUGAGGUUGAAGGACCUCCCGAGGACGGCGUGUGUCUUAAAUAUAGUCGAUCGCUACACAGGCUUCAUGGCGUGCGAGCUAGCUAAAGAUCACUCUGCCAAAGAAUCGGCCUUCUUACUGGUUCGCCGAUGGUUCAGCAGAUAUGGUCCCUGCCACGAGCUAUGUAGCGAUAAUGGUUCAGCCUUUGUGGCGUCUCUCUCUUCUGUCAUAUCUGCUAUGUUUGGGUAUCGAUUGAAGUACUCUCUACCCCGGCAUCCACAGGGGAACAGCAUGGUGGAGAGAGCUAAUUCAUCCCUAUCCCUAUGCUUUCGUGCUGUCGAGGAGAGUGGUGACUGUGAUACCGCAAGCGAUCUCAGUAUACAUAUCGGUAACGCCGAGUUCUCCCAUAACCUUCGCAACGGUGCCUUCAGAAGAGUUUACGGUGAGGAUAUUCCUUCAGCCUUAUCUCUCUUCAAUGUGGCAACUCUACGAAGAGGUCAGGUUGAAGGACACGUGGUGCUUGAUGACAAGACUGAGGCCGACCUCGUGAAGCAAGUCACAUUAGGCUGUACUCUACACUGCCAAGAGUAUCAGGUUGAAAGGCAGCUACGUGGGCACUACAAUCUAUUCAGUAGGGUAGCGGCUAGUGCAACUAAAUCCGGAUCCAAACCGGUGUUCACCAUAGGAGAUAAGGUGAUCUAUGAGGGGACUGACGAUGUAGUCACAGCUAUAUCCUUCUGCCGAGUGACAGGCAGGCCUAUGUCACUAAAGCUUGCCAGUGGUUGUAAGGUCUCGCCGGAGUCCUGUUCCUUCGGUGGUGAUGACAGAGUGAUCUCGCAGCCAACGCUCUCAGCGAGUAGGGUCCGUCCAGAAGGUGAUCAAGAACAAGGCCCGGAAUUCUCUGCGGGAGACCGUGUGGUUUUUCUGGCUGAGGCUACUGAUGCCAACAAGUAUUACUCCAUAGAAGUGUUUCCUCCCAUUGUGGAUCUCGACGAGUACAUGCUCUAG